Glarea lozoyensis ATCC 20868 is the source of this 2616-nucleotide messenger RNA. RefSeq lists its product as uncharacterized. Lineage: Eukaryota; Fungi; Ascomycota; Leotiomycetes; Helotiales; Helotiaceae. The record is from RefSeq and is a predicted model, not a curated record. The coding region runs from base 1 to 2616 and encodes 871 amino acids. The transcript is spliced from 4 exons.
AUGGAACGGCAUGAUGGGAGUUCAUCUUCUGCCCAGAGGGUCCAUCCAUCUUCAGACACGCCUGAUCUUGGCGGCAGUAUUGCAGCCGCCGCACAGUCAUGCUCGAAAUUGUUCCAAGAAUGCGCCAAACACAUCGAAUAUGCAAGAUCAACCAAGCAAACAUAUAGCUCACAAGUGUUAGAGCAGGGUAAAAGAUACGAUUUAUGGGCACGAAACAUCGCGGCUAGUCAGCCGUCUCAAUUUCCAACUUCCUUGGAGUACCGACUCAGAUCUGAUGCCAACGCUCGCAAAAUUGUUCAAAAAGCUCUUGAUUAUGUGAACGAAUCUUUAGAGAUGAUCAUUCCUAUCUUGUCUGGUGAUAAGCAAAUUCUCACUUGGGAAGAGGAAAUAAACACGCACACCCAAAUUGAUAGCCAAAGAGAUCUGAGUGCGCGAGCAUAUAGAGAAGACCCGGAGUUUAAACCUGUAUUGAUUUCAGAAUAUGAGCUUCCAGCUAGAACCACCUCGGAGUUAGCCGAGCUAUCGCUUUCUAUCCAGGAAGGAAUCACAAAUCUCUUUGAGCUUUCCAUGAUCAUACGCAAACGGCCCGAGAAGGAUGAUUACAUUAAAGCGUCUCUGCGUUAUAAUUUUGAUCCAAAAUUCGACAUCAAUCACGUUGGAGAUAAAUAUCCUGUUGCGAGAAGUGGAGAACCAUGGUUGAUGGAACGCCUAGGGACUGCCAUCACAAGACGAAGACAGUACUUGCUUUACAGAAAGGAGCACCAGAAGCGGUCAGAAGAAUUCCACCAAGUGAGCAAAGAUGUAGACGGAAAGACUGUCUGGUCUGGUACCAAAGCAUCAACCUUCGUCCCGGACAACCGAUUAGGAGACUCUACUAGCCAGUCUUCAAUACCAGAUGAUCCCAUUAUAUUAUCUUCACGUCCGCAAACGGAGUAUGCAGAUUCUAGUCGCGGCAAAGACGCUGGUUCGGAUCUUCUGAGAACACCUCUGCUUCCAAAGGGUGCGAAUGGCGUUCGUACAGGGUACGGUGAACACUUUGAGUGUCCAUAUUGCUGGCCCCCCCAGACCGUACAGAACAAGAAUGAAUGGAAAAAACACAUAUUUAGCGAUCUCCGGCCAUAUGUCUGCACCUUCGAGGGUUGCGGGCUUAACAUGUUCGAAAGUCAGAAUCAAUGGUUUGAUCAUGAAACUAGAUUUCACAGAAAGCAAUGGCAGUGUAACAUAUGCCAUGAAGAAGGCCCGAUGAUACGAUCGGCUCUAGAAGUACACAUGAAAAAUCAACACGCAAGCGAUGUUGAAGAGGCAACAAUAGAUGCUUCACUAGACGAGUGCAUUGUGCCACGAAUAGAUGCGACAAAGUGCCCUUUAUGUAAAGAUUACGGUGCUCGACUUCAACGUAUCAAUCAGUCCGGCAAGUGUGACGUUAGUCUCAAGCAAUUCCAGGAACAUCUUGGUCGUCACAUGGAACAGUUAGCCUUGGCAUCUUUACCAGAAGAUGAUAGGGAUGAGGAAUAUGAUGAAGAUGAUGAUCUUUUCGAGCCAGCCGACGAGGAAUAUGCGGAGAUGGCAAAAGUUCAGGUAACUAAGCGAUUCGGCGAAUUUAACAGGGGGCAAGAGGAGAAAGAUCCGAACGAAUAUGCUUCCCCUUCACGUUUUGAAGCGUAUAUAGAUACGACAGACCCACUUAUAGAAGUUCCUGAAAUUUCACCGAGGCCAUCGAUAUCUGCGGCGCCUGCCGACCACGAAAGACCCGAGAAGCUCGGUAGGCCAGUGGAUGGACGGCAAUUUGAAUCAAGAGAACGCCGGUCCUCGCCCAACUCAGAAGAUGAUUCUUCCCCACUAUCAAGAAGGUUCACCAAACGGAUGCGAAACCUUUUGGGGGGCACCUCAAAAGUUAAUUCAGCUGAUAUCAAGCGAGCAGACGCCAAAGAUUAUCCACAGAUUCCUGGUGAGGAGCUAAGGCACCCCAGUUUUAGGGUGCGUAGUCCCGUACCCGAAGAGAGAACUCAGAGGCCCAGAACACCUCCCUCCCCCACGGGAGCCAUAAGCAAUCAGGGUAGGCCAUUUUAUGAAAGGAGAGACUCAGCCUCAGACUCUAUUGACUAUCCUACGGUUUCUGGCGACGACCCACUAAAUCCAUAUCAGAAGCACGUUGAAGCUCAGCGCCGUGAAGGACCCGGGCGCAAGCCGGAUACUCAACCAACUUCCAAAUAUUGGGAUGCAGCUCAGUCUGAAGGUGGAUCUGAUCACGCCGAACGACUACAAGAGCUUGAGAAUUCUUUAGAUAAAUUAUCCAAGAAGACUGAGGACAGUUCCGAGAACCCAAAAACGAACGAUCCCGAAGGUCCCAGCACACAGAUACCUCCAGCCCUCCAAAGAGUAAUGUAUCAUCUAGAUACUCCCAAGUUUCAGGAAGGGGACUAUGUAUACAUUGAAUCCAAAAAUUUAGGACCUGUAGUAGGACCUCUCGUAAUAAGUGCUCGCAGUAGAAUAUAUCGCUCAGAUGGAAAGCAAUCAAAAAAUGAAACACUUUGGGGAUACCAAUUGCUACACAAUGAUAAGCUCUACAACUCUGGGGAAUGGGUGGAAGAGUUAAGACUAAGAAAAUCUCCUUAG